Molecule: messenger RNA, 7657 nt
Organism: Lymnaea stagnalis (great pond snail)
Lineage: Eukaryota; Metazoa; Mollusca; Gastropoda; Lymnaeidae
Source: the annotation of a GenBank genome assembly
GUGUGUUGUAGGCGUAGGUCUUCGUCUGUGCUGGUAUAUUGCUUUCAAGAGUGUCAAGUGUCACUGGCAAGACUAAAAUUGAACGCAUGUUCAUGCAUAGUGUAUAAUUAAUGUAAUGAUACUGAUUUAUGUAUCGUGACAUGAGUAGUAUGUACUGUUAGUCACUGUUAGUAGUGUUAGUUUAUGAAUUCGUUAGUGUAUGAAUUCCUUCGUGAACUACUUCUAAAAAAAUAAUGUUUUAUUUGUAGCCGUUGCGGCAUUGACUUUAAGAUUCUGUACUCAAACUGUUGUCGUUGUUCUUUCGGAUGUAGUGUAUCACUUUCUUGAAAAUGAAGUUUAGGUAAUCUACCACUUGAGCGUCCUCCAAGAAAAAAUCCAGCUGUUCCUGUUGAAAGGCUAUUUAAACAACUAUUCUUAUAUUAUUUUUAAUGACAUUGGAUGUACGUAUUCAUUCCCAUAAUAAUAGACAAUUUUUUAAUAAACAAUUAAAAAAUAAACAAUAAACAACUAUAACAAUUUUUUUGAAAUAGAAGAUAAUGUGUGAACAUGUAAUGGAAUUAUGCAUAGUUCUCCCCCGCUCCAAGUUGACUAUGAAGUUUAAAAAAAUAUAAUUUCCACGAAAAUGGUUGUGGUACAUGAAUCCACGUAAAUAUGAAGGGGAAAGAUCACCGGUGCUUCUUGUGCCAAACUGUCUUUUCAGUUAAGGCUUUCUGAGCAUUCACGUUUUCCACAUUCUGUGUGUGGACAUCCAUGUUAUCUGGAUAAAAAAAAAUAAUUGUAGUCUCUUUUUCUUCCUGGCAUAUCGGUAGCUUGGCAAGUAAUAAUUAUUUAAAUGUAUUAGUAUUGUGCUAUAUAACUUUAUAGCCUCUAUACAGAAGCAAAAAUAUUAACAGACUCCAUGUAAGAAUAGUUGUUUAAAUAGCCCUACCAUCCGGAAAAACUGGAUUUUUUCUUGGCCGACGCUGAAGUGGUAGAUUACCGAAGUUUAAUAAAACUGAGAACUUUGAUACUAUCAUAUAAUCAUAAUCAUAAUCAUACUAUUUUCAGUACAAAAGGCCCUAACCUUAGUGAUUAGUGACUUAGGAGACUAUAUAAAUAGCCAAUAGGCUAUACAAUUUAAUAGAUUUAGGCUACUGACUCUCAAUGAAAUGGCUUUAGGCCGAUUGAUAGUUAAUAAGCCCUAAUGAUUAGGCUAAACUAAAUAGAUUUGUAAAUAAUAGUCUGUUCCAUCGCAGGGGUGCCUUCACCCAGCAGGGCCUGCCUUUGCUGCAGGCAACUACCCGAAGCGUCAAAUUCUAGGGGCGUUAUUUUUAUCCACAAUAAAAUAUUAUUUUUAUACUUAAUUUCACAGAAAAUAAACCAAUGUGGAUAAAGGGUAGGCCCUAUAACAGCUUUUUGAACGUAAUAAUUUGACAUCCAAAACUAUAUUUGUUACAAAAUUUUAACUGUUUGAAAACAUAACCAGCAUUUAUUGAUAAUAAUAAUACUACAUUGCAUAUAUUUAUAGAGAGCGCGCCAAGUGAUCAGUUUUUCAAAAGUUUUAUUUAGGCUGUUUUAAAAAAAAAAAAUUCCAUUUAAAAUGUUAUUUUAUGCUAUAAAAUUGCUUAUAAACAUGAAAUUUAUUGUUAUUGAUUUUUUAGGGAAAAGUUUAUGUAAAUUAUUACAUUCAUUGAGGUAAAUGUUGUCAAUUUGUAUUAGAAAAUAUGUGUGGGGAGGGAAAGAGCGGGAAUGCAUAAAAACAUAUCUAUUGAUGUUGAGCCAAUUUUUCAACCUUCAACUUAAUUAGCUCUUCAUAUAUAAAAAAAAAAAUAGGGGCAGUUUCAUUAUGAAGCUAUUGAAGUUGACUGAAACCUUGUUAUUGUGUUGAAAUCUUCAGUAUCAUGGUUGAUACUGGUAUUAAUUAUUUUAUAGAACGUUUAUAGCCAAUAAAACAUUGCAUUAAUUACUGGUAUUAUCGUUGAAAAAUUUACAACUACAAAAUUUGAAUUAUGUGCCAAAAAUACUUUGCAUUGUACAUAUGCAGAAAAUCAACGCUCAAUGUUCUUGUAUGUUUAAAGUCAAUGUUUUUUUUCAAAUUUGUAGUUUCUCUUCAAAUUUUGCUGAUAAAUAAAGUCAGCUUUGCAACUGGAGAAAGAACUUUUCUAAACAUAGAUUGAUUAAAAGUCAGAAAAGCUAAAAUAAUUAGCUAUUUAUGUCUGUUGAAAAUAACGUUGCCAGUUGACUACAUUAUUGGGAUGUCAUAGGUGCUUUGCUACCACAAAAGCCAGAAAAAUUUGUUGUAGAAUUGUAAAUUAGUUUUGAUUCCAAUAAUUUUUUUUUUUUUCAAUUCAAAAAUUUCAUACUAACUGCAUGCUGGAAGGAAGAAUUUUUUCUUGUUAUAGUUAUGUAAAAGUCACCUUAAUUUCAAACAGAUAAGUUUUCAAUGUUCUAUAUCAGGCCUGCACAACUCAAAAUGUUAUUAAGAAAAUAAUAAGAAUAAAGAAUAUUUCGUUACUUUGCGGGCCACAGAGCUAGCUGAAACAUUAUGCUCUCUACAUUUCUACACAAAAAUAUAAAAAUAAAUAAAACAAUAUUCAGGCUGCAAUGCUAUUGUCAGUUACAAAAAAAAAAAAAAAAAAAAAAAAAAAAAAUUUCAAGCAACAAUGCUAUUUUAAAUUAAAAAAAAAAAAAAAAAAAAAAAAAAAAAAUUAGCUGUCAUAUUAUAGAAAGUGUCUGUUGCAUAUUUAGGCUAAGAUUGUGGAUAUAGUAUUUAUGAUUAGUAGUGCCUAUAUGUUAUUAAGAAAAUAAUAAGAAUAAAGAAUAUUUCGUUACUUUGCGGGCCACAGAGCUAGCUGAAACAUUAUGCUUUCUAUAUUUCUACACAAAAAUAUAAAAAUAAAUAAAACAAUAUUCAGGCUGCAAUGAUAUUGUCAGUUACAAAAAAAAAAAAAAAAAAAAAAAAAAAAAAAAGAGAAAAAUACAUUGAAAAUAAAAAAAAAAAAAAAAAAAAAAAAAAAAAAAUUAGCUGUCAUAUUAUAGAAAGUGUCUGUUGCAUAUUUAGGCUAAGAUUGUGGAUAUAGUAUUUAUGAUUAGUAGUGCCUAAUUUAUAAAAUAUAAUAAAGGUGAAAAUUAUUGUUAAUAUUAAACUGAUCAAUAUCAAUAGUCUGCAAUAUCCUUAGAGAUAUGCCUACUAAAAAGCAUAUGGCUCAUAACUUUUAAUGUUAAAAUAUUAAAUGUAAUUAUUGUCUAGAAAAACUGAUAUAGUUUUUUUAUAAAAGAAUAUAAAUCAUUUGAGGCUCUAAGUUGUGCCUAAAUAUUUUUUUUUUUUGGUUGUGUUUUCCAUCUGAUAUUUAUGCUUAUUAUGGACUAAUUGAGAGAUAGGAAUGGACAGAUUUAGGCCUAUAUUUAGUUAAAAUUUUCAUUGUAAGUUCUAAUUGAACAUUAUUAAUUGUGAACUUUUUUAUAAGAUUCUAUACUGUAGUAGGCCUAUAGUUAAACUAUUAUUUUGAGAAAAAUUAAUAUUCUUUUUAAUUUUUUAAUUGCACCUGUAUCAUUCAUUCAAAACAAGGUCAGUCUGAUUGUCAAGUAAGCACACGAAGGCCAUGGCUGAGCCGGCAGCCCACAAGGAUGAGACUAUAGACACACAUUCCGAACAUCCACACCAUCAUCAUCAAAGCCACCAUGCCCAUUUCCUGAUCCCCCAAGACCAAGGUAAUGACUUGUAAAUCUUAUUUUCUUGUAACAAGCUCUACCAUACUGACAAAAUUUUGAAAUAGUCAGCUGAUUAACAAAAUAAAUCUUAAGAUGACUAUGAAAGGUCAGGGAUGCGAUUUAGAAUUGGGGGGAGGGGGGGGUUGAUAACCCUUAAAACACAAGAUUAUUGCAGAGAUUAUCUGACUUACCUUGUCAAGAAGAUCUAUACACCCAUCAGAUUAUAGUUUUUGCCAACUCGUAUAUUUAAACACAGGUGAUAGCAGAAUUCACUUUCUUGCAGAUGAUCUCAGCGCUCACGACUCCAAGAUUUUGUUUGAGGCACUUUCCGAGAACUCGGUCAAUGUGAGGCUAGGCUUCCUACAGUACAAACAUGUUUACGAGGUGCACUUUUCAAUCGAGCACGAGCUGGGGAAAGAGAUCAACUUCAAUGCUUUAGACAGUCUCAAUGCUAAGAUUGACUCGGCCAAGCCUUCUGAGAAUGGUGAGGAAAAUUUUUUGUGAGACACAUGAACCCCAUUUUUAAAAUUUUAUUAGGGGAGACUAGUUACAGUUUUGUUGAAAAGAAUAUUGUCAUAAAUUUAAAAUAUAUGAAUUUAUGUUCAAACAAGCUUUGACAGGAAAAAAACCUUGAAUGGGUGCAGUGGUGUAACUAGGGUUGGCGUCACCCGGUGUGGUAAGCUCAAUGUGUCACCUACUUGGGACUUCCACGAUGGAUUUCUUCUAAUUAACAUAAGGACGCAGUAUAACAAAGAUAAGAACAAAAACAGAAUUAAUUGAAGUGAAUGUCUUGAAGUAAAUGUAUUUAAGAACUUUAACUUGUACUUAUAAUCGCCCGACCACAUUGUAUUUGGUAUAAAUGGUAAGCUUUAUUUUUCAGAAUUUAGAUAAAUAUAGCUUCCUGUCACUUACAAAAGUUACCAAACACUUUCAUCGGCAUUGAAUCAGGGUCGAAACGUUGUUUUUCUGACCUAACUAUAGGGUCACCUCAUUUCUGACGCAUAAACCUUGAACUUUUAAUAAAGCUGACAUUUCGAUGGGUUACAAGUGCGGAACAUUUAUUCGGGAUCGGUUAUCCUUUUAUGAAAUUUGGUUAGACCCAGCAGUGUGUGCUCUGUAAAAGUGUGAUUUUUCCAAUUUGGUGUCACCCCCCCCCCCUGAGAUGGUGUCACCCCCCCCUUGAGAUGGUGUCACCCAGUGCGGUCGACACCCUCCCUUGCUACGCCACUGAAGGGAUGUCAGUCCAAUUUCUGAUACAAAAUUACAGUGUCUUUAAAAACGUGUUUUAUAUAAUUUAGUUUUACAUUUUAUAAUUGUAAAAGAAUUUGUCUUGCAGGUCAAGGCCAUGAUAUAGUACUGGUAUUUAGUGCAGUGAAAGAAAAACUCAUGCAGGAAUCAAUCACAUUGACGAGUAAGGAAAACCCCUCAAAGAUCCUGACCCUCGUUUUCCAUGCUCGUGUUCUUGGUAAGUGUAUAUUGUGGCGAACCGUUCUUUUGGACACUGUAGCCUCCUGGGAAUGGCCACACUCUUUUUUUUUUUUUUUUUUUUUUUUUUUUUUUUUUNAACGUGUGUGUUUAAAAUCUGAAUUCCUUACGUUUGAAAGGAUUUGUAUUAUAUAAAAAAUAAGGGUUAACAUAUAAUGUAUGUUUUUUUUUUUUUUUUUUGGUCUGUCUGCAUGCAAUUUUCAACAAUCCAGUUAUACGUCCACUCCACAGUCCAAUGGUCAUUUAUAUUUUGUUUCUUUAUUAAGGUAAAGGUAAAGGAACACCGUCACUGAAGAAAGGUAUACACUGUAUUCGGGUGGAGUGGGAUGAGGAGUCUGAUGCUAGUGACUGGCAAGGGUUCUAAAGUUAUUUUAUGACUUUUCUUUUGUAGCUGUUGCUUGUCCACCUAAUUAUCAAAAAAAUACUUGUUGGUCUGAAUGAGUGGACCAACACUUGGGAAUAGUGUGAUCGGUGGUGUCUGGUUGGAGUAUAAUAAAUGAUUUCAUUUUUGUGCCUCAAUUGUGUGUUAGUUGAGUGUAUUCUUAAUCAAGAAUGCCUUGAUUUUAAUUUUUAUCCCACGUCCAAGUUUGGUAUAACCAUUUCCUCCUGAUCUACUGCCAAAAACUUAAAUAUUCGGAAACAAUUUUAAUACUUUUUCCCAACAAAGUGAAAAAUUACUUUUACUACUUUGACUUUUUUUUACUUUUUGUGUCAUAUAUCAACUGAAGAUUUCAUACAUUAAUGAUCUGAAACUUGUUACAUCUUUAAGAUGCUUUUCAGAAUAAAAGAGAUGUAUUAAUAAAAAAUUUUAAAUUUCCCUGCUGAUGAAAGGUAUUUUUUAGGAAAUCUGAUGCCUGAGUGAGUGCUUAAAUGAGUUUUCUCCAUGAUUUCUCCAUCAUUGCGUAAUUUUGUAUGAUUUUUACCAAUGUGUAACUUUUGUAAAGUUUUUUACCACAUAAACAGGCUGCUUCAUUGAUUAACUAAACCUUUUCAAUUCAUCGACUAAAAAUCUGUUAAACUACAUUUUCAUUGUUAAAUACUUCAUUCAUUCUGUUGUGUUCAUUCUACACAGUUUUUGUUAUCGAAAUUUUAAAUUAAAAAAUUAAUGUCCGUUUGUUCUAUGAGGAGUGUCAAUAACUUUUGUAUGAUUUCGUUGUUAGUUCAUUUUAUUACGGUUCAAAAUGAGCAGCAUUUUUGUUAAAUCAUGGUAAUAGUUUUUGUUUAUCAUCACUGUUGUAGUCAAAAUUUGUGAAGUUGUAAGUGAAAGUCGAUUAAAACAAAAUCACAAAUCACCUAGUCUUAUCCAUUGAAAUUAUGUUUUAUUAAAAUACUUAUCAUUUGAGACCUUAGAACAUCACGUAGGGGUUAUCAACAUAUAUUAACAUAUUAACGCAGUGGGUCUCCUCCUAUUGGUUCUGACUCAGCUAGUUUACCAUAUAAUAAUAUAUUGACACACACUGGGGUUUAAAAAAAAAAAAUGAAAUUUACCAGACAGCUGAACAAGCUUCUGAAGUUACAUUAGCGCCUACGAUGUUGUUGGUCAGCUCUGGUCACAAUGAACACAAACCAUUGCUGACCGCUAUCUGUUUAAAACAAAGCACAUAGUUACGAGUGUAGAAACUUUGGGCAGACACUGGAGAGUAGAAAGUUAGGGCAGACACUGGAGAGUAGAAAGUUAGGGCAGACACUGGAGAGUAGAAAGUUAGGGCAGACACUGGAGAGUAGAAAGUUCGGGCAGACACUGGAGAGUAGAAAGUUCGGGCAGACACUGGAAAGUAGAAACUUGGGGCAGACAUUGGCGAGUAGAAACUUAGGGCAGACACUUGAGAGUAGAAAGUUAGGGCAGAGGCAGACAUUGAAGAGUAGACACUUAGGGCAGACACUGGGGAGUAGAAACGUAGGGCAGACCUGCUUGGGAUUACAUUAAUUUUUGUUGUUGUAAAAUCAAGAAACAUGAAUCAUACGUAGCCAUUGACAAGACUUGUGACAAAGAUUAGCUGGCUGGAUUUCUGUCGCAAGUCUUGUCAAUUAAUUUCUUUUAGGGUCGGCGUACAUGUGUUGAUAUGCCAUUGAGGCCAAAAAAUGUGCAAGUUGUCAUUGAACGCAACCCCUACUCCCAUUUUAGGGACGUGCGGAAUGGGUACUUGCCCGGGCGCUAACAUAAGUGGGGGGGGGGGCGCCAAAAUUGUCUUUUAAAUAGGACCUUGAUAGCGAAAUUAAUGGACACAAUCCCAUCCUUGCAAAGAAAGGUGGCGCAAAUGAUCUUUUUACUAGUCUUCCCCGGCGGCAUCGUGCCUUUAUUUAGAGUACCGGUAGGUAUAAUUAGAUACCGGUAUCGCCCCAGGCGACACUUUGUCACGGCCUGGGCCUGCGUCACGGCCUGGGCCUGCCCUCCGACCCAUCCCACAAGAAAACAAGUUGAGGGGUCACAUGUUGGAAUACAUUGGCCAGCUAACUUAUGAGAAGAGUUAUGUGUUUUCUG